AUGUGUGCGAAGACAUCUACUUACACUACACCUAUCCCGGUUGAAUAUUCCCAACAUAGGAUCCAUUUUGGCAAUGCAGGACCUCUUGGGUUGAGUGCGUUUGCACUAACCACCUUUGUUCUUUCUAUGGUCAACUGCCAGGCACAAGGUGUCACAACACCGAAUAUCGUCAUUGGAUUAUCUAUUUUCUACGGUGGUCUUGUGCAGCUACUGGCAGGCAUGUGGGAACUCGUUAAUGAUCAUACUUUCAAUGCUCUUGCAUUGUCAUCUUAUGCUGGUUUCUGGAUGAGUUACGCUGCCAUUUUUGUUCCUUGGUUCAACAUCUCGGCUGCCUAUGAUUCCGAUGAAGAGUUGCAAAAUGCCGUUGGCAUUUUCCUUUUAGGUUGGACUAUUUUCACAUACGGGUUGUGUUUGGUCACUAUUAAAUCUACUGUGUUGUUCUUUGGAUUAUUUUUCAUGCUUGGAAACACUUUUUUGAUGCUUAGUAUUGGAUCUUUUGUCCAAUCUACUGCGUGUACUAAGGCAGGAGGUGUAUUAGGUAUUAUUACUGCCUUCAUUGCUUGGUUUGUUGCCUAUGCCGGUGUUUCCAACAAGGAUAACUCGUAUCUUACCAUUACACCGAUUCCAAUCCCUGUCUAUCACCAUCGCGAUUAA
Brettanomyces nanus is the source of this 654-nucleotide messenger RNA. RefSeq names its product Accumulation of DYads. The coding region runs from base 1 to 654 and encodes 217 amino acids. Gene Ontology annotation, cellular component: plasma membrane. Gene Ontology annotation, molecular function: acetate transmembrane transporter activity. The record is from RefSeq and is a predicted model, not a curated record. The transcript has a single exon. NCBI's taxonomy places the organism in Eukaryota, Fungi, Ascomycota, Pichiomycetes, Pichiales, Pichiaceae.